Messenger RNA from Haliotis rufescens (red abalone), 1639 nucleotides. RefSeq names its product transient receptor potential cation channel subfamily A member 1-like. Lineage: Eukaryota; Metazoa; Mollusca; Gastropoda; Lepetellida; Haliotidae. Gene Ontology annotation, biological process: monoatomic ion transport; transmembrane transport. The coding region runs from base 227 to 1639 and encodes 470 amino acids. Gene Ontology annotation, molecular function: monoatomic ion channel activity. The transcript is spliced from 13 exons. The record is from RefSeq and is a predicted model, not a curated record. Gene Ontology annotation, cellular component: membrane.
AGGUGGGAGGAGGCGAUGGAUCUGACGUCACCUCUGUAUGGGUGUCCUAUGGUGGGCCUCAUCAGACAACUGCCAGAAGUCUGCAUGGUCGUGUUAGAACGCUGUCAGUCGCUGUCCAGCUUGAUCCCAGGAGUAGGAACUAUUUUAUCGACUUCAACUUCAAAUACCUGCGUUCUGCCAUGAAGCCCCUCCUCGACAAAACCAAGGCGGAGCGCCGCUCAAACCUAUGCCAGAACUUACCAUGAUGGUGAAGACCGGCAGAGUUGAGUGUCUCUCUCAUCCCGUGUGCACCAACUUCCUCAGGAUGAAAUGGAACUACUACGGUCGAUGGUACUGCUCCGUCUACCUCCUCAUCUACCUCACUUUCCUCGCAUUUCUCACCUCCUUCGUCGUGAGCCACGACUCUAUGGACCACUUCGACGAGGGUAAAGUCGACAACGCCACCAUCAAGGUUCUGCACGGGAACCAUCUUGGCGGACACUAUUUCUCUCCUGUAUUCACCGUUCUUCUGUGGCUCAUUGAGAUCUUUGCUGCUAUCAACAUCCUCAAGGAGGUCUUCCAGAUGAUGACUGAGAGGUGGCGCUACUUCAUGGACUGUCAGAACCUGCUGGAGUGGCUGCUGUAUGUCCUCACCCUCGUCUUCGUCUCCCCCUUCCUGGCCCACUACUCCACACACUGGCAGUGGGAGGUCGGGGCAUUCGUCGUCUUCCUGGCCUGGUUCAACUGUCUGGUCUUCCUACAGAGGUUCGACUUCUUCGGCAUCUACGUGGUGAUGUUUGUGGAGAUCCUCAAGACUCUCCUCCAGGUCAUCGUCGUUUUCUCCAUUCUCGUCGUCGCCUUCGGCCUCGCCUUCUACAUCCUCAUGUCUCACGAGAAGUCGCAUGCGUAUUCGACCCCAGGACUGGCGAUGUUGCGGUCGGUGACGAUGAUGUUGGAGAUGGAAUACAUGGACACUUACAACGAGCCCUACAACGACAACUCCGUGGUCACUCUUCACUACGCCCACGGCACGCUCUUCUUCAUGACAAUCUUCGUUCUCUUCAUGCCGAUCAUUCUUAUGAACCUUCUGAUCGGCCUUGCUGUGGGGGACAUCCAGAGUGUGCUGACCAACGCACGGCUUCAGAGGCUGACACUGCAGGUGAACCUCCACUCGGACAUAGAGAGGAAGAUGCCGCGAGAGCUGCUGGUGAAGCUGGACCAGGGCACCUUCAGAGUGUACCCCAACAGGCGGAGGACCUUCCUCCAGAAUAUGUGGUCCAAGGUGAUGUCCUACGAUGACGAGUUUAACGGCAUGGACGAGGGUCGGACCGUUGCCCACAACCAAUAUGUCUACACCGAACUCAACAAACAGAAGAGCAGACUGAAGGAGUUGUCGAGCACGAUGGAGCGGAACCAUGAUCUCCUGCGUCAGAUCGCCCGGGGGAUGGACAUUCACUCGGAGGAGGACGCCUGGGAUGGAGGCCUCUCCCCCUCGGACAGCCUCCAGUCACUGCUCCUCCCCGAGGGUCAGUCCCUGGGGUGGUCGUCCACGUCCCUUGGGAGGGUCAUGCUGCAGCAGUCCAUGGUGGUGGCCCGGUGGAAGCGGAUGGCCGGGCGGGGGCGAGGGGGGACAAAGCGGGGACGAGGGGGCAGGAGAUGA